Cuscuta epithymum is the source of this 1651-nucleotide messenger RNA. Lineage: Eukaryota; Viridiplantae; Streptophyta; Magnoliopsida; Solanales; Convolvulaceae. The record is from the annotation of a GenBank genome assembly.
CUGGUCUUCGAAAGAGGGCGUGGGUUCAAAUCCCACUUCUGACAUUAAAAUUUUUUUGCUCCACUCCUUUUUUUUUUAAUCAAUUCAAGAAAUCUCUCUUCCUCCCAGCAAUCACCGGUCACAACUUUCAUGGCUGCUCGCUCUAUUCUCGCCGCUCUCACUGGGAACGCUCGAGUCGGAGAGAAAAGAGUUCUCUUUAGAUCCUUCUCCUCUACAAAUACUAUUGAGCUUGUAUGUGAGGAUUCCCCGAUUCGCCUGGUUGUUGAAAAUGGUACGGCCGGAGAAGAAGAACAAGACGAUUUGAAAGACAGGAUCUUCAGGCUCAGACUACCCAAACGAAGUGCCACACACGUCAUUCAGAAGUGGGUGGAUGAAGGCCGGCGAGUCGCCGUUUCCGACCUCCGGCACAUCUCCCAGGAACUUCGGAAGUCCCGCCGCUACAAGCACGCCCUUGAGAUAUCAGAGUGGAUGGUUGCUCACAAUGAUAAUGAGAUAUCGGACACGGAUUAUGCUGUCCGCAUUGACUUGAUGACCAAAGUUUUUGGUAUUGAUGCAGCUGAGAGAUACUUUGAAGCUCUUCCAGACUCUGCAAAAACCAGUGAAACCUAUACAGCCCUCCUUCACUCAUUUGCAAGCACAAGACUAACCGAUAAGGCCGAGGAACUGUAUGAGAGAAUGAAGGAAGCAAAUGUCUCACUCACUAUCCUCACUUACAAUGAACUACUGACUCUCUACAUGUCUGUUGGACAACUAGAGAAGGUGUCUCCACUCAUUCGGGAACUGAAAUCCCAAAAUGUUUCACCGGACAUAUUUACUUACAAUUUAUGGAUUAGUUCAUGUGCUGCUUCUCUCAAAAUUGAUGAGGUGAGACGGAUUCUUGACGAAAUUAAUCUCGACCAUGGAUUUGAUGGACAGUGGAAAAGAUAUGUAAAUCUUGUGAACAUAUAUAUCUCCUCGUCUCACCUUGUAAAUUCGGAGUCUGUCUCUUUGGUUGAGACCGAGAAGGGUCAAAUUACACAAAGGGAGUGGAUAACUUAUGAUUUCUUGAUCAUUCUGUAUGGUGGACUUGGGAACAAAGAAAAACUUGACCAGGUGUGGAAAUCUUUGACAAUGACGAAGCAGAAAAUGACAAGUCGGAAUUAUUUAUGCAUCAUUUCAUCGUAUAUGAUGUUGGGGCACAUUAGGGAGGUGAGGGAAAUCGUUGAUCAAUGGAAGAAGUCAAGUGGUGUGGAAUUCGAUGGGUCAAAACUGGUAGAUGCAUGUUCAGAUAUUGGGUUGAAGGAAAAAGCUAUGGAUUUGCACAACAUUUUCGCUGAAAAGGCCCCUGACUUCUUGGACAAGAAGUAGCUGAAGAAGCUCUUCACAUCUUCAAGUGGUUAAUUUAUGAAUUUGCAGAUAUGAAGUAAUUGAGAAGUAAGCCAAGCAAUGAUAAUACUGUUGCUUUUUUUCUUCACAGCUUGGGAACUCUUCGCAUAGCUGGAGUUACUUGAACUUCAAACCUCACUGUCUUAGCCUCUUAGGCCCCACAUUCACAAAAAAUUACUGUGCACUGGCUGUAACUUUACAUAAUUACAUGUGGGUGUUUUUUUUAUAAAUUUUUUGUAAUUACUUAUUUUAUAUCUGAAGAACUGAAGAAGCCCAUUUUAUAUUG